AUGGAUGUAGAGUCAUAUGUGGACAGAAUAUUUAGUAGCAUCACUUACAUGAAGGGUGUAGCUGAAGAAUUUAAUGAGGAUGAUGAAGGUAAUCAAGCUAAUGUAAUGAAUGAAGGUGAUGAAGUGAAUGAGGGUGAUCAAACAGGAAAUGAUGGAGGAGCAAUAAAUAAUGGUGGAGAAGCAGUCAAUGAGGUGCAUGUGCAACAAGACUAUGAUGAGGUGGAACUCACUCCUUUGGAGUUUGAUUCAUCAGCAAACAGAGAACCUAGUUAG
Messenger RNA from Lactuca saligna, 273 nucleotides. The record is from the annotation of a GenBank genome assembly. Lineage: Eukaryota; Viridiplantae; Streptophyta; Magnoliopsida; Asterales; Asteraceae.